Molecule: messenger RNA, 1756 nt
Organism: Teleopsis dalmanni
Lineage: Eukaryota; Metazoa; Arthropoda; Insecta; Diptera; Diopsidae
Product: probable cytochrome P450 313a4
Exons: 7
Coding region: 451-1578 (375 amino acids)
Molecular function (GO): oxidoreductase activity, acting on paired donors, with incorporation or reduction of molecular oxygen; heme binding; monooxygenase activity
Source: RefSeq, a predicted model, not a curated record
AAAACAUAUGAAGUUUUGAUAUCCGUGUUUGUAGUUCUUCCCGUAAUUUUGUUACUUCACUGGCUUUGGACACGAAGAAAUAUAUAUAAGUGCGGUCUAAGUUUUCCGAUAUUAUUUGGUUACCCAAUAAAUGGUUCAUUAUACAAACUAAGAAAUGUGAACUGUAAGCAAUAAAUGUUAUUCAUAUUUUUUUUAAUAUAUUAACAUAAUUUUAUUUGAGCUAUAAUAAGUGCGAUUGGUCAUACUUUGAAAUACUGCAAAAACGGUACAGUCUGCUUUUGGGCAGGAUUCUUUCCAGUCAUAUUGACAGCAGAUCCAGAUAUUGUAUCAAAUGUUUUGCGCUCUCAAGAAUUUCUUAACAAAGCAGAAACGAUAUAUUAUUAUGUUAGCGUUUUAAUAAAGAAUGGGCUCCUUACAAGUCCAGCAACUGAAUGGGUCCAUAAACGUAAAAUGAUUAAUCCCUGUUUUUCAAAUAAUGUACUUGUAAGCCUGUUUCCAAUAUUUAAUAAAGCAAAAGACGAUCUAAUAGAAAGAUGUGCUGCUCUAAUAGACAAUAAAAAUCAAAAAAUUUUAAAUAUGAUACAAACAUUGACUGUAGCUAUGAGCGCAGAAACGACUAUGGGUAAAGCGAUGCACAAAGAUGAACAGGUAUCGGAAGAUUUAAUAAAUGUAUUUUCCUUUUUAAUGAAAUUUACAACGAUUCAAGCAUUGAUGUCAUUUUUUAAACUGGGUUUUAUGUUAGAGUUCUAUUCGAAAUUACAGAAAGGAAAGGAAGAACUAUGGACGUUCGUUGAUAAAUUAAUUCAAGCUAAGCUUAAUAAAUGUACUAACAAAAACAAAACGGAAUCAAGUCUUGUUAAUACCAAAAAUAUAGAUGCUGUACUUUCCAUACGGAAAGAGCCAAAAAUAUUUAUUGAUCAAGCUAUAAAACUGUAUGAAAAUCAACAAUUUACACGGAAUGAUAUAAUUAAAGAAUCAAAUACAAUUGUAGCAACUUCCUUUGAAACAACGGCUAAUGCUAUUUACUCUACUCUCAUUAUGUUGGCUAUGCAUCCAGAUAUACAACAACGUUUAUUUGAGGAAAUCUUGGAUGUGUUUCCAGAAAAAGACUUUUAUAUUCAAUGCGAUCAAUUAAGUCAAUUGCCAUAUUUGGAACUCGUGAUAAAUGAAACACUUCGCCUAGCUCCUUCAUUUCCAUUAAUAGGACGUGAAGCUAUGAAAGAUACACAAAUCGGAGAAAACUUUUUUCCCAAAGGUAUUCAGGUUUUCAUUUCAAUAUAUCAUCUUCAUCGACGGACUGAUAUUUGGGGUCCAAAUGCAGAUGAAUUUGAACCGGAGCGUUUCUCAGUUGAAAAUUAUGGAAAAAAGCAGAAAAAUGCUUAUAUUCCAUUCUCGAAAGGACCUCGAAACUGCAUUGGAAGGCGAUAUGCUAUGUUUUCAAUGAAAGUUCUACUAUGUGGACUCGUAAGAAACUAUAAAUUUGAAACUGACUUUAAAUUUGAAGAUCUGAGAUGUACCCAAAAAUUAUCAUUGAGGUAUAUAGUGGAACCAGAAUUAAGAUUAUAUAGGAGAUCAUAAGGUAUUAUAAAAUAAUUUGAUUUGUAUAUUGGUUGUGUAUGUGAGAUCUCGAAUGUGAUAGUUUCAGUUCGCAUAAACUAAGUCUUUAUAUUGGGUUUAAUUGAAAAUUAAACUAAAUGAUGCACGCUUUUCCUAAAUACAUUGUAAAUUGUUUGACUCUCUGCAUAAUGAAGCUAGA